Molecule: messenger RNA, 1323 nt
Organism: Diabrotica virgifera virgifera (western corn rootworm)
Lineage: Eukaryota; Metazoa; Arthropoda; Insecta; Coleoptera; Chrysomelidae
Exons: 1
Coding region: 1-1323 (440 amino acids)
Molecular function (GO): nucleic acid binding
Source: RefSeq, a predicted model, not a curated record
AUGAAUAAUUUGGAGAAACGUAGAGUGUUGUCUCCAGAAGAACGGCGUUUAGUUCUGAAAGUCGAAAGUUAUUUCAAUUUGGAAAAAAAUAAUAUGGGUCCAUUGACAUCUGUUAUGGCAGUUCAGAAACGCACAUGCGAUGCUUGCGGUAUCUCAGAGAGGACAUUCCGAAGAAUUAAUAACAUGAGUGAGGAUGAAAUAAAUAAAGUAAGCAAGAGAAAUCGUCGACAUCCAAAAACUUUAGAUUUGAACCAGUCAGUUAAACUUGAAAUUAAAAAUAUUAUAUACAAUAUGUAUAAAGCCAAAGAACAUGUAACAAUUAGUGCUGUGUUACAAAAAAUUAAAGACAAGGAACUGUGUGAUAUUAGUUUAACAAGUUUGUGGAGAGUGCUGAAACAUUUAGGUUUUCGAUAUAAAAAGACAAAUAAUAGACAAGUAUUGUGUGAACUGUCCAAUGUUGUUUCAAAACGGUGGCAUUUUUUAAGAAAAUACAUGAACAAUAAAACGUCUGAUAGUCCGAGGCAAGUUGUAUUUAUAGAUGAAACUUGGAUUUUCGCUAAAGGAAAUAUGUCAAAAUCAUCCUGGCAAGAUGGCACCACGAAAUGUUAUUCUUCUAAUCGUUCCAGUAAUGGUAAACGCUACAUUAUACUUCAUGCUGGAAAUGAUGAGGGUUUUAUUCCGGACGCUAGUUUAAUUUUUUCGUCCACAAAGAAUACAGGUGAUUACCAUGGAAAUAUGGAUGCAAAUAUUUUUGAAGAAUGGUUUGAAGAAAAUUUGUUGAAAAAAUUGGAGCGACCAUCCAUAAUAGUGUUGGAUAAUGCAUCCUACCACUCCAGAGUAGAAGAGAGAUUUCCUUCAAGCAGCUGGACAAAAGAAGAAAUACAGUUGUGGUUGACAGAAAAGAAAAUUUAUCACAGUGACAUAUUUUUAAAAGUUGAUUUACUUCAAAGGUGUGGAGAGCACAAAGUUCAAAAGAAAUUUGUUACUGACCAAAUGGCUCUUAAAUAUGGCCAUGAAGUUCUUCGACUUCCGCCCUACCAUUGCCACUAUAAUGCAAUUGAGUUAGUUUGGGGUAUAGCCAAAAAUUUUUAUGAUAAACAUGCGUCCAAAACAACAGAUGACGCUAGCGUUCUUAGUUUAUGGAAAGAAUCGCUAGAACAAAUAAAAGCAGUACAAUGGCAAAAUUGUAUUAGACAUACGGAAGACAUAAUCGUUAAGUCUUUUCAAACCGAGCGAGUUAUAGACGAGGUCCGGCCUCUAAUUAUUCGGAUAGACAAUUCAGAUACUGACGACUCUGAUAGUGAAAUAUCAGACAGUGAAUAG